CUGAAGUUGGAAAAGGCAGUGCAGUUCAUUGUUUCUUCUGGCUUCCUCAAGUUCACUGUCACAGGGUCACUGAAUGCAAUUACCAUGUCUGACUCAGUAAUUCUUCGCAGUGUGAAGAAAUUUGGGGAGGAAAAUCAUGGUUUUGAGUCAGAUAGAUCAUAUAACAAUGAUAAGAAUUCACGGUUACAAAAUGAGAAGAAAGGUGACAGCAGUCAAGUUGGCUUCUUUCAACUGUUUCGAUUUUCCUCAGCGACUGACAUUUGGCUGAUGUCUGUGGGAGGUAUAUGUGCAUUUCUCCACGGCCUGGCCCAUCCAGGUGUGCUCCUCAUUUUUGGCAGCAUGACAGAUGUUUUUAUUGACUAUGAAAAUGAAGUACAAGAACUCAAGAUCCCUGGAAAAGCAUGUGUAAAUAACACCAUAGUGUGGACCAACAGCUCCCUCAACCAGAAUGUGACAAAUGGAACGCGUUGUGGGUUGCUGGACAUUGAAAGUGAGAUGAUCAAAUUUGCCAGUUACUAUGCUGGAGUUGCUGCUGUAGUACUUAUUGCAGGAUAUAUUCAAAUAUGCUUUUGGGUAAUUGCCUCGGCUCGUCAGAUACAGAAAAUGAGAAAAUUUUACUUUAGGAAAAUAAUGAGAAUGGAAAUAGGGUGGUUUGACUGCAAUUCAGUGGGAGAGCUGAAUACAAGAUUUUCUGAUGAUAUUAAUAAAAUCAAUGAUGCCAUUGCCGACCAAAUGGCCAUUUUCAUUCAGCGCAUGACCACGAGCAUCUGUGGGUUCCUGCUGGGAUUUUACCAGGGCUGGAAACUGACCUUGGUUAUCAUCUCUGUCAGCCCUCUCAUUGGGAUUGGAGCAGCCAUGAUUGGUCUGAGUGUGUCCAGGUUUACUGACCGUGAAUUGAAGGCAUAUGCCAAAGCAGGGUCAGUGGCUGACGAAGUCAUUUCAUCCAUUCGAACAGUGGCUGCUUUUGGUGGUGAGAAAAAAGAGGUUGAAAGGUAUGAGAAAAAUCUCAUGUUUGCCCAGCGUUGGGGAAUUAGAAAAGGGAUAGUGAUGGGAUUCUUUACUGGAUUCAUGUGGUGUCUCAUCUUCCUGUGUUACGCACUGGCCUUCUGGUACGGCUCCAAACUUGUCCUGGAUGAUGGAGAAUAUACAGCAGGAACCCUUGUCCAGAUUUUCCUCAGCGUCAUAGUGGGAGCUUUAAAUCUUGGCAAUGCAUCUUCCUGUUUGGAAGCCUUUGCAACUGGCCGUGCAGCAGCCACCAGCAUUUUUGAGACAAUAGACCGGGAGCCUGUUAUUGACUGCAUGUCAGAAGAUGGUUACAAGUUGGAUCGAAUUAAAGGUGAAAUUGAAUUCCGUAAUGUGACCUUCCACUAUCCUUCCAGACCAGAGGUGAAGAUUUUAAAUAACCUUAAUAUGGUCAUCAAAUCAGGGGAAGUGACGGCUAUGGUAGGACCCAGUGGAUCUGGGAAAAGCACAGCCCUGCAGCUCAUUCAGCGAUUCUACGACCCCAGUGAGGGCAUGGUGACUUUGGAUGGCCAUGACAUUCGCUCUCUGAACAUCCAGUGGCUUAGAGCUCAGAUUGGAAUUGUGGAGCAGGAGCCUGUGCUCUUCUCCACCACCAUCGCGGAGAACAUUCGCUAUGGCAGGGAGGACGCAGCGAUGGAAGACAUAGUCCGGGCUGCCAAGGAAGCUAAUGCCUACAACUUCAUCAUGGAGCUGCCGCAGCAAUUUGACACUCUUGUUGGAGAAGGAGGAAGCCAGAUGAGUGGCGGCCAGAAACAAAGAGUAGCCAUUGCCAGAGCCCUUGUCCGAAAUCCCAAGAUCCUGCUUUUCGACAUGGCUACCUCGGCACUGGACAAUGAGAGCGAAGCCAUGGUGCAAGAGGCACUGAGUAAGAUUCAGCAAGGGCAUACAAUCAUUUCAGUCGCUCAUCGCCUAUCCACGGUUAGAGCUGCAGAUGUCAUUAUCGGUUUUGAACAUGGUACAGCAGUGGAAAAAGGCACACAUGAAGAAUUGUUGGAAAGAAAAGGAGUUUACUUCACUCUAGUGACUUUGCAAAGUGAAGGAGAUCAAACCCUUAAUGAAGAGGGCAUGAAGGGAAAAGAUGACACCGAAGGUGCUUUGCCUGAGAGCAAACAGACCUUUAGUAAAGGGAGCUACCGGGAUAGUUUAAGAGCUUCCAUCCGGCAACGCUCCAAGUCUCAGCUUUCUUACUUGGUACAUGAGCCUCCGUUAGCUGUUGUAAAUCAUAGAUCUCUUUACGAAGAAGACAGAAAGGACAAGAACCUUCCCAUGGAAGAAGAAAUUGAACCUGCCCCGGUCAGGAGGAUUCUGAAACUCAAUGCCCCAGAAUGGCCCUACAUGCUGGUAGGGUCUGUGGGUGCAGCUGCCAAUGGGGCAGUCACACCCCUUUAUGCCUUUUUAUUCAGCCAGAUUCUUGGGACUUUUUCACUGCCUGAUAAAGAAGAGCAAAGGUCGCAGAUCCAUGGUGUGUGCCUGCUUUUUGUAGUGAUGGGCUGUGUAUCCCUUUGCACUCAAUUUCUGCAGGGAUAUGCUUUUGCUAAAUCUGGAGAACUCCUCACAAAAAGGCUACGUAAAUUUGGUUUCAGAGCAAUAUUAGGGCAAAACAUUGGCUGGUUUGAUGACGUCAGAAAUAGCCCUGGAGCACUGACAACAAGGCUUGCUACAGAUGCCUCCCAAGUUCAAGGGGCUACCGGCUCUCAAAUUGGAAUGAUGGUCAAUGCCUUCACUAGCAUCGCUGUGGCCAUGAUUAUCGCCUUCUUCUUUAGCUGGAAGCUAAGCCUGGUCAUAGUGUGUUUCCUCCCUUUCUUGGCUUUAUCGGGAGCUGUACAGACCAAAAUGUUGACAGGAUUUGCCUCUCAAGACAAGCAGGCUCUGGAGAUUGCGGGACAGAUUACAAGUGAAGCCCUUAGUAACGUCCGCACUAUUGCUGGAAUUGGAAAGGAGAGGCAGUUUAUUGAAGCAUUUGAGAGAGAGCUGGUGAAGCCAUUCAAGACUGCCAUUCGAAAAGCAAAUGUUUAUGGAUUCUGCUUUGGCUUUUCCCAAUGCAUUGUGUUUGUUGCUAAUUCUGCUUCCUACAGAUAUGGAGGUUACUUAAUCUACAAUGAAGGGCUCCAUUUCAGCUAUGUGUUCAGGGUGAUCUCUUCAGUUGUGCUGAGUGCAACAGCUCUUGGAAAAGCCUACUCUUAUACUCCAAGUUAUGCCAAAGCUAAAAUAUCAGCUGCACGGUUUUUUCAACUGCUGGACCGACGACCUCCUAUCAGUGUAUACAGUGGUGCAGGUGAAAAAUGGGACAAUUUCCAGGGGCAGAUUGACUUUGUUGACUGUAAAUUUACAUAUCCAUCUCGACCUAAUAUACAAGUUCUGAAUGGUCUCUCAGUGUCGGUUAGUCCAGGGCAAACACUGGCAUUUGUUGGAAGCAGUGGAUGUGGCAAAAGCACCAGCAUUCAGCUGUUGGAACGUUUCUAUGAUCCUGACCAAGGGAAGGUGAUGAUAGACGGGCAUGACAGCAAAAAGGUCAAUGUUCAGUUUCUCCGCUCGAACAUAGGAAUUGUUUCCCAGGAACCAGUGUUGUUUGCCUGCAGCAUAAUGGACAAUAUCAAGUAUGGGGACAACACCAAAGAAAUUCCCAUGGAAAAAGUCAUAGAAGCCGCAAAGCAGGCUCAGCUGCAUGACUUUGUCAUGUCUCUCCCAGAGAAAUAUGAAACUAACGUUGGGUCCCAGGGGUCUCAACUCUCUCGUGGACAGAAACAACGCAUUGCUAUUGCUCGGGCCAUCGUGCGAGAUCCUAAAAUCUUACUGCUAGAUGAAGCUACUUCUGCCUUAGACACAGAAAGUGAAAAGACAGUGCAGGUUGCCCUGGACAAAGCCAGAGAAGGCCGGACCUGCAUUGUCAUUGCCCACCGGCUGUCCACCAUCCAGAACUCAAAUAUCAUUGCUGUUGUGUCACAGGGGACAGUGAUUGAAAAGGGGACCCACAAAGAGCUGAUGGCCCAGAAAGGAGCCUAUUACAAGCUGGUCACCACAGGAGCCCCUAUCAGUUGACUUGACUCAAGAACUUCACGCACAGAUGAUGUACCCAUUAUAAGAUGCCAUGGUUAUUUUUUAUUUUCCUUUUAGAAGAAAUGAUGAUUAUUUUACUUCUACACACAUUGUCAUACAUUGGGAUCCAAGCUAAUUUCUAAUGACCUUCAGGAACAAUUUAGUUUUAAAUGUCUAUAUGUAGAAAAUGAAAGAAACUAGGUCCAGUGUGUGUGAAAAGCCAACGUCUAGCUGCUUCCCAGGUCACUCAGUGCUUUCUCUGUGCAGGAGCCAGUCUUGUCACUACACAGGAAUUAAUGAGAGGUCUUGGAGUAAUGAGACUUUGAACACCUCAAGGACUGAGGAGCUUUUUUUUUUUUUCAUUUUUGAGUCAAUAAUUUGUCAGCUCCAAGAUGAUAGAAUUGAGAAAUAUUCAUUCUGCCUGUUAGGAUAGAGCAGUGCCUUCCAAUCAAAAUAUAGUAUGGGCCACUAAUGAGAGCCACAUAUAUAAUUAAAAUUUCCUAGUUACACUAAAGAAAGGAAAACAGAAAAGAUGAAAUUAAUGUUAGUAAUAUAUUUUAUUUAACAUGAUGUAUUCAAAAUAUUCUCACCACCACAUGUAGUUAAUAUAAAAAUUAUUAACACUGUAUCAUGUUAAAUAUUCAAACACCAAUGUGUACUUACACUUACUGCAUAUCUCAGUUCAGAGUAGCCACAUGUCAAGUUCCCAGUAGAAACAUGUGACUAGAGGCUACUCUAUGAGACAGAGUGAGUUAGAGAAUCUAGAUUCUGAACCUCAGCUGUUCCUUUACAAUUGGAGCUUUAUAAAAACAUUAUCCCAGCUUCUCCCUUGAAACUUGUCUUUAUACUGUACUCUGAAACUUUGGAAAACUUGUUUAGACAAAGAUCAUAGUGCCCAUUUGGACUAAAGAGAGAUGUUGUUAGAAUUAGACAUCAUGAUGUCAGGAGUUACAAAUAAAAUUAUAUUAACUCUUCUCAGAGGGAUCAAAGUCCUUUGCAUUCUUUACAUCAAAUGCAUUACAUUUUAUUUGAUUCACCUGUUUGAGUUGAGUUGGCAAAGGGAGAGAACUAAGACUGCUUAGCCUUAGUGUAAUGCAAUGUAACUUUAAAAGCUGCCAUAUUACCUAAUUCCCUUGAGGUCUUCUUUCCAAAAUAAGUUUAGUUCCAAUUAAUUUAUUAGAAUUGUUUAUAAUUUUUUCCUAUGAAGAAUUCUUAUGGAUAGCUGGAGCAGCAGAUCUUCCAACUUAUUUUAGAAAGAAAAUGUCAGUCAUUUGAUGCUUGUCAAAAUUACAUGGAGGCAGAUGUCCAUAAGCCAGGAAUGUUAUUAUUUGAGGAAAAAGUAAGAGUUGGCCUAAAGAGUCUUUUGUCUAGAAACUCUUUUUUUUUAAUAUAGUUACUCAAUGUCUAUUCUACAUGUGCUUUUAAGAAAUUAUUUCAAUGAAAAAACACUUUGAACUUAAUGGUGCAUUCACGCAUGCAAUUUUUGACAAUUAAACACUCACUAAAAAAUGUAGAACCUGAAAUAUUUUGAUACUAUGUCCUGAAAGAUAAAAAUACAUAGGAUCAUAAUUAAGUGUGGUUUGUCACAUAUUUAUUAAUAAAUUAAAUGUAAAUUUCCUAUCCUAAGAAAAUAUUAGAACAAUAUCAGGUUGGCUUAAGAUCACAUCUCAUAUUUCCAACCAAGAGUUGGAUUUAUUAAUACCUCAUGCAUUUAGAUUUUCUCUGUAAGCAGGUCACAGAAGGAUAUUAGCGGAGAUUAAAAAUUUGCAAAUUUUAUUGCUAUUUUCAAACAAAAUUUGAGAUAAAUUUACAUAUGUGUGUACCAUUAUAAAAUAAUUAUGUCUAUGUGCAUUUGCUUUAAGUUUCCAGAUCAAGUGAAUAAACUCACCUACCCCUAAGAUGUGGGAGAUGAAAGUAACUUAACUUAGAAACCCAAUUCCAAUUUCUUUCACACUGUGUUCAAUUAAAUGCCCAAUUAAUUUAAAUGAGUGGACAGUAAAUAAAGCAGUGCGCAUGAUUAUCGUCUAAUUGUCACUGGCCAGCAUUAUAAUAUGCUCAUUAGUGAGUUGUAUGGUAUCCUAAGGCUCAUAAUGAGUAAUCAGGGCACACAUGAUUGGCAUAUAGCUGUCUGGAUGCAACUACUCAAUGAAAUAAAUCAGCACUUGGACAAAAUGUGCAGUAGAUUAAGGAAAAAGAAUACAUAGCCAGCUGGUGAAUUGGCAAUUCCCUCCUGUUUGUAAUUCAGGUACAGCUUCUACUCUCAGAUACAAAUAGAUAAAUGUGAGAAGAACAAAAUAGCUAGAGAUAAAAAGGGAAAUGUUCACCCAAGGUGGCCCAGAACAGUGUCUAUGAUUAUUAAGAAUGAUCACUGAAAAGAGAGAAAAUAAUGCUAUCAUACUGGCUGAGAAUAUAUAUUUUUGAUAUAUCAAGUAUGGAAUCAAAGUUGGAGAUAAACGAUGUUUUCAUAAAAUUCUUGGAAGCUGAAAAUUUAAUUAACCAUUUAAAUAUACCUGAAGAUGACAUUCACAAAGUAUUUUAUAAUUUAUAAAGCAUUUUGCCUUUGUAUUUUUUGUAUGUCACUGUGAAACCAUCUAAUAGGCUGCAGGGGAGGAGUGCAGUUGUAAGUUGCAUUUACUUUUAUAUAUAUUAGUAUAUAAGUCACUAAGGCAGGCAACGCAGAUUAGUUCAUUUGACACUCAAUUCUACCCCCCUUUCUCUUGCUUGUCUCUAUUACAGAGGCUAGAAAAUAAAGUAGUUACCUUCUUAGACUCCUUUGCAGCUAGGGGAGGCCAUGUGACACUGUUUUAGUCAAUGAAAUAUAGGCACAAGUCUCUAGGGAGGCUGU
Pteronotus mesoamericanus is the source of this 6904-nucleotide messenger RNA. RefSeq names its product ATP binding cassette subfamily B member 11 (gene ABCB11). Gene Ontology annotation, molecular function: ATP hydrolysis activity; ATP binding; ABC-type oligopeptide transporter activity. The transcript is spliced from 28 exons. Gene Ontology annotation, biological process: transmembrane transport. Gene Ontology annotation, cellular component: membrane. The coding region runs from base 85 to 4062 and encodes 1325 amino acids. NCBI's taxonomy places the organism in Eukaryota, Metazoa, Chordata, Mammalia, Chiroptera, Mormoopidae. The record is from RefSeq and is a predicted model, not a curated record.